Molecule: messenger RNA, 2781 nt
Organism: Sclerotinia sclerotiorum 1980 UF-70
Lineage: Eukaryota; Fungi; Ascomycota; Leotiomycetes; Helotiales; Sclerotiniaceae
Exons: 3
Coding region: 1-2781 (926 amino acids)
Biological process (GO): mRNA splicing, via spliceosome; spliceosomal tri-snRNP complex assembly
Cellular component (GO): catalytic step 2 spliceosome; U4/U6 x U5 tri-snRNP complex
Molecular function (GO): protein binding
Source: RefSeq, a predicted model, not a curated record
AUGUCUGGUCGACGCGAUUUCCUCAAUCAAAAGGCACCUGAGAAUUAUGUUGCUGGUUUAGGUAGAGGAGCCACAGGUUUCACAACACGAUCUGAUUUAGGUCCUGCGCGAGAAGGCCCAAGUGAAGAUCAAAUCAAGGAAGCUCUUGCAAAGCGCGCUGCUCAACUUGGUCAAGCAGCUCCUACAGCGUACGGAGCUACCGAAAAGAAAGAUGAUGACGAGGACGAUGAGCGGUUUCAGGAUCCAGACAACGAGGUUGGAUUAUUCUCAGGUGGCGUUUACGACAAGGACGAUGAUGAGGCAGAUAGGAUAUACCAAGAAGUAGAUGAGAAGAUGGAUAGACGGCGGAAAAUAAGAAGGGAAGCACGAGAAAAAGCAGAAAGGGAAGAAUACGAGCGAAACAAUCCCAAAAUCCAACAGCAGUUCGCGGACUUAAAAAGAGCGCUGGGGACGGUCAGUGAUGAAGAUUGGGCGAACUUGCCGGAGGUGGGUGAUUUGACUGGAAAAAACCGGCGGAGUAAACAAGAAUUGAGGAAGAGGUUCUACGCCGUUCCAGAUAGUGUUAUUGCUGGAGCUCGAGACACGACUGAGCUGGGAACUACUGUAAUGGAUGACGGGGAGAGUGCAGGAGGCGAUGGCCCCGACGGGACCAUGACCAACUUUGCGGAUAUUGGAGCGGCACGAGAUAAAGUACUGAAAGUAAAACUCGAUCAAGCGUCUCAAGGCACAGACUCGAUUUCUGGAAAUGCGACAAACAUUGACCCGAAAGGAUAUCUCACCAGUUUAGCCAAAUCGCAAAUCAAUGAGGGAGAAACUCAGGUCGGUGACAUCGUCCGUGUACGAACUCUGUUGGAAUCUGUUAUCAAAACAAAUCCAAAGCAUGCUCCAGGAUGGAUUGCGGCUGCCCGUGUCGAAGAGCUUGCAGGAAAGACAGUAGCGGCUCGGAAUAUUAUUGCUCGCGGUUGUGAGUAUUGUCCUAAGAGUGAGGACAUAUGGCUCGAAAAUAUUCGACUGAACGACAAUCACAACGCAAAAAUUAUAGCCGCAAAUGCCAUCAAGAAUAAUGACCGUUCAGUGCGGUUGUGGGUUGAAUCGAUGAAAUUAGAAUCAGAACCUAGAGCUAAGAAACGAGUCAUUAGGCUCGCUCUAGAUCACAUUCCACAAUCUGUAGGCCUCUGGAAAGAGGCUGUCAAUCUGGAAGAAGAUCCCAGUGAUGCACGUCUACUUCUUGCUAAAGCCACUGAAAUCAUCCCUCUCUCGGUUGAAUUAUGGCUAGCACUUGCACGAUUAGAAACAUCCGAGAAUGCCCAAAAAGUCCUCAACAAGGCUCGGAAAGCCAUCCCUACCUCUCAUGAAAUUUGGAUUGCUGCCGCACGUCUUGGUGAGCAAAUGGGUACUGCCUCUAAGAUAAAUGUUAUGAACCGUGCGGUCAAAGCUUUAGCGAAAGAAUCUGCAAUGUUAAAAAGAGAGGAUUGGAUUACCGAGGCAGAAAAGUGUGAAGAAGAGGGAGCGGUUUUAACCUGCGGUAACAUCAUUCGGGAAACUCUGGGAUGGGGCUUGGACGAAGAUGAUGAUCGAAAGGAUAUUUGGAUGGAAGAUGCCAAAGCUAGCAUCAAUCGUGGAAAGUAUGAGACUGCUCGUGCCAUUUAUGCCUAUGCCCUUAGAGUUUUCGUUACUAGCACGAAACUUUGGCUCGCUGCUGCAGACCUAGAGAAGAAUCAUGGUACAAAGGAAGCUUUGUGGCAAUUACUCGAGAAAGCCGUUGAAGCACGUCCCACCAGUGAAGUCCUGUGGAUGAUGCUUGCCAAGGAAAAGUGGUUGGCUGGUGAAGUUGAUAAUGCACGAAGAGUUCUUGGUAAGGCUUUCAAUCAAAAUCCAAAUAAUGAGGAGAUUUGGCUUGCGGCUGUAAAGCUAGAGGCAGAGAACCAGCAACCAGAACAAGCACGGGAGCUCCUUAAAACGGCACGACAAGAAGCUCCCACUGAUCGUGUAUGGACGAAGAGUGUAGCAUAUGAGAGACAAUUGGGCAAUAUUGACGCAGCCCUGGAUCUUGCGAAUCAAGGAUUAAACCUAUUUCCUGGUGCUGCCAAACUGUGGAUGAUGAAAGGUCAAAUCUACGAAAGCGAAGGCAAAAUGCCACAAGCUCGUGAAGCGUACAGUACAGGUACAAAAGCCUGUCCAAAGUCGGUACCACUUUGGCUACUAUACUCGAGGCUCGAGGAGAGAGCUGGCAUGGUGGUCAAGGCACGCAGUGUUCUUGACAGAGCACGAUUAGCAGUUCCCAAAUCCCCGGAAUUAUGGACCGAAUCGGUCAGAGUUGAACGACGUACAAACAAUACCGCUCAAGCAAAGAUCAUGAUGGCGAAAGCUCUUCAGGAAGUACCCAAUAGUGGAUUGCUCUACACAGAAUCGAUCUGGAAUCUGGAAGCACGGACACAAAGAAAACCUCGUGCGUUGGAAGCUAUCAAGAAAGUCGACAAUGAUCCCAUCCUCUUCGUCACUAUUGCGCGCAUCUUCUGGGGUGAGAGAAGACUGGAAAAGGCUCAGAAUUGGUUUGAGAAAGCUAUUUUACUGGAUAGUGAUUUGGGUGAUACAUGGGCUUGGUACUACAAGUUUUUGUUACAGCAUGGCACUGAAGAAAAACGUGCAGAUGUCGUAUCAAAAUGUAUACUCAGCGAACCGAGACACGGGGAGUUCUGGCAAGCGGUGGCGAAGGAUCCAAAAAAUGCGGGUAAAAGCAUCGAGGAGAUAUUGAAAUUGGUUGUAGAUAAAGUGGAGUGA